Messenger RNA from Daucus carota subsp. sativus, 1137 nucleotides. RefSeq names its product oxygen-evolving enhancer protein 2, chloroplastic. Gene Ontology annotation, molecular function: calcium ion binding. The transcript has 4 exons. NCBI's taxonomy places the organism in Eukaryota, Viridiplantae, Streptophyta, Magnoliopsida, Apiales, Apiaceae. The record is from RefSeq and is a predicted model, not a curated record. Gene Ontology annotation, biological process: photosynthesis. Gene Ontology annotation, cellular component: extrinsic component of membrane; photosystem II; photosystem II oxygen evolving complex. Bases 158 to 937 code for a protein of 259 amino acids.
CACAAUCAAAAAUACAAUCUCGUAAUCCACUUGCUUCCACAUAUUUUCUGUGCCCACCAAAACCAAUCCAUUCCAAUCCUACUAGAGCUGUGUGUGUUGUACACAAAUAAUAAUCUCUCUCUCUCUCUCUCGACCCUCCACACCUAGGCACAAAGAAAUGGCUUCAACUUCUUGUUUCUUGAACCACCCUACACUCGUUAGAUCAUCUACUCUACAACAACGCCACGUUCAAUCCAUCAAGCCUAACCAAGUAAUCUGCCGUGCCCAGAAGCAGGUGGUCACUGAGGAAGAUAAUGCACUUGUGUCUCGCAGGUUGGCCCUCACUGUGCUCAUCGGUGCGGCUGCUGUGGCCACCAAGGUCUCUCCCGCUGAUGCUGCCUAUGGUGAAGCUGCAAAUGUGUUCGGCAAGCCAAAGACAAACACAGAAUUCAAACCUUACACCGGAAAGGAUUUCUCUUUGUUAAUUCCUUCUAAAUGGAACCCGAGCAAGGAGGUUGAAUACCCUGGUCAGGUUAUUAGAUUUGAGGACAAUUUCGACACCACCAGCAACCUCUCUGUCAUGGUCACUCCAACCGACAAGAAGUCCAUCACCGACUAUGGAUCUCCUGAACAAUUCCUAUUAACAGUGGACUAUUUGCUAGGAAAACAAGCCUACUUUGGUAAAACUGCUUCAGAGGGUGGCUUUGAACAAGAUGCUGUAGCAACAGCAAAUAUAUUGGAGACCUCGACUCCAGUGGUGGGUGGAAAGCAGUACUACAGCCUGUCUGUGUUGACAAGGACUGCGGAUGGGGAUGAAGGGGGCAAACACCAACUCAUCACCGCCACAGUUUCAGAUGGUAAGCUUUAUAUAUGCAAGGCUCAAGCCGGAGACAAGAGAUGGUUCAAAGGACUAAAGAAGUUUGUGGAGAGCGCUACAAGUUCAUUCAGCGUUGCUUAAGUCAAACCCACGAGGUUGUAUGUAAAUCUACUUGAUUGAACACUUGUAUUGUUUUGGUCAAUUUAUCAUAACAUUUUACCACCCAAGGUUUUAGAGAUGCUUAAGCAACCCAUUUGAAGAAAGCUAAUGUGGAUAAUCUGUUUGUAAUUUUGUAUCCAUGUAAGUUCUAGCUGUUAUAUGUCAAGAAGAUAUCAACAUCA